UAUCACUCAUCGUUCGAGUCUGCAAUUUGAAAUCACUCUGAAGUUCAAACUAGGGAGUUCAGAAGAAUGAGGUUUAUGGUUCGCCCAAAAUGGCCAGUCUCUCCCGCUCAUUUACAUCUCCGUCAUCCUCUUUCUCGUCGUCUUUGCUUCGAUUCCAUCGCAAGGAACCUCCAAACCAGAGCAUCCGUCACUGGCGGAACUGGCAACUCCGAAGGUGGUAGUUCUUUUCUGGUGCCUGGUGCAACUGUUGCUACUAUACUUAUGCUUGGUAUUCUUCAUGCACGACGUCUCUAUGAUGACAAAAAGGUUGAAGAAGCAAAGGAGAAAGGGAUUGAAUUUGAGUUCUCUCCUGAUUUAAAAGCCACAUUGUUGAGAUUGCUACCAUUGCGUUCCAUUUCGCGUUUUUGGGGUUUUAUGGCAAGUUUGGAGAUCCCUGUCGUCUUUCGUCCUUACAUCUACAAUGCUUGGGCUCGGGCAUUUCAUUCAAAUUUAGAAGAAAUAGCUCUGCCUCUUGAUGAGUACAGAUCUCUGCAGGAAUUUUUUGUUCACUCUCUUAAAGAGGGCUCCAGGCCCAUUGACCCUGAUCCACAUUGUCUGGUCAGCCCUGUGGAUGGUACAAUUUUGAGAUUUGGAGAGCUGAAGGAAUCAGGAGCUAUGAUUGAGCAAGUCAAAGGCUUCUCUUAUUCAGCGACUUCGCUUCUUGGUGCAAAUUCAUUCCUCCCAAUGAUAGUCCAAGAGAAUAUACAUGGAGAAAGUACUGAGCAGAAAAGCACUAUGAAAGAUAGAAGCAAAAAGUCAUGGUGGCGAAUUUCAUUGGCUUCUCCUAAAAUGUGGAACCCUGCAGCUGCAUGUCCAGUGAAGGGUGUGUUCUACUGCGUAAUAUAUUUGAAGCCUGGGGACUAUCAUCGAGUACAUUCUCCCAUUGAUUGGAAUGUAUUUAUUCGUCGCCACUUCUCAGGUCGCCUUUUCCCCUUGAAUGAACGUGCUACAAGAACUAUCAGAAACCUCCAUGUUGAGAAUGAAAGGGUUGUUCUUGAAGGCCAAUGGGCAGAAGGUUAUAUGGCGAUUGCAGCGAUCGGUGCAACAACCAUUGGAUCUAUUGAGCUCUUCAUUGAACCAGAGCUUCAGACAAACAGGCCAAGAAAAAAAUUGCCGCAUUCAGAGCCUCCAGAUGAACGCAUCUAUGAACCUGAAGGUGUCGGUUUGACGCUCAGGAAGGGUGAAGAGGUUGCAGCAUUCAACAUGGGAUCAACUGUGGUGCUUGUCUUCCAAGCCCCUGCAUCAAAAUCACACCAAGAAAAUGGUUCAUCAGAUUUCAAGUUCUGCGUUGGUCGUGGGGAAAAAGUCCGUGUAGGAGAAGCACUGGGUAGAUGGACUGAUGAUAGGUAGGGACACCAUGCAUGGACACACUAUAUAUGCUAUCUCUUGGUCGAUGACACUAUACUAAUGUACUGUAUUGACAAGAAAUCUGCUUU
This is a messenger RNA of Telopea speciosissima, 1475 nucleotides long. Its product is annotated as phosphatidylserine decarboxylase proenzyme 1, mitochondrial. Gene Ontology annotation, molecular function: phosphatidylserine decarboxylase activity. Gene Ontology annotation, cellular component: mitochondrion. Gene Ontology annotation, biological process: phosphatidylethanolamine biosynthetic process. The transcript is spliced from 12 exons. The record is from RefSeq and is a predicted model, not a curated record. NCBI's taxonomy places the organism in Eukaryota, Viridiplantae, Streptophyta, Magnoliopsida, Proteales, Proteaceae. Bases 67 to 1389 code for a protein of 440 amino acids.